UAUUAAACUGGGUCUUAGUUGAUGAUCGGAGAAUUAUUUCAUCCAGUGAGCGGCCAUGGCAGUCACCUGAAGAAAGUUCCAAGUUCAACGGAAGAUUGCAUUCGUGCUCCCUUCUCGACCACCACAGCGUUGCAACGGCAACGUCAAUCAUCUCUAGGUUUCACAACUCCGACGACGAUUUUCGUGAACUCCGUCGACAAAUGACAGCCAUGGCGGGUUUCAGCGUCCGAGCCUCGAUUCAGCUUCAACUUAGAGCUCUUUCAAUAUCCUGGGUGAAGAACAGCGUCGUUGUUACUUGCUUGAAUGCUAGAGUGUAUAGCUCGUCUGGUCCUGUUAGGUAUACUCCAAAAAGGUCUUUGAAUGAUAAGAAAUUAAAAACACCUUCGGUACCGGAAAUUGCGAAUGGAAACGAUUUCAGUAGUAAGUUGGAUGUUAAUUCUCCGAGGAUUGAGGUUAAACAUCGGGGUGCAGUACGGAGAAGUAAUUUUUAUGAUAAAUUUCGUGAUCAAAAUCCGGACGAGAAGAAAAACUAUUCAGCUGGUGGAAGUAUGGCAGGACUUAAAGAUGAAUUUCAUGACAAUUUGAGCUAUGUUGAUGAUCACUUGCAAGAGCCUGAGGCAGUAGGUGAGAAGGAAAAUAUUUACGGCAAGAAAGGUUAUGAUGGAAAGGUUGAUUUGCGGGGAAAUAAAAGUAGGCAAGAUGCUGAGAAAUUGGCAAUUGAAUUACUUGCAACAAGAGCCUUCACUGCAGUUGAGCUGAGGAAGAAAUUGCUUGGCAAGAGGUUCUCUCCGGGCACAGCGGAAGCAGUGAUCAAUGAUUUCAAGAGCAGGGGGUUGAUCAACGAUGGCCUGUAUGCUGAAGGAUUUUCUCAUUCAAGGUGGUCGUCCUCCAGUUGGGGACCCAGGAAGAUCAAGCAGGCACUUGUAAACAAGGGGAUAGGAGGGGAAGUUGCUGAGAAAGCAAUUAAACUUGUUUUUGAAGAUGGUGAAGAGUUUGGUGAUGAAAUGUCAAGUGUGAGUUUGUCAAAGAUUUCAAUGGAUCAUUUAUUCGUUCGAGCCUCGAAACAGUGGCUGCGAGGUCGGGAUAUACCGAAAGAGACUAGAAAAUUGAGAAUAGUUAGGUGGCUUCAAUACCGGGGUUUUGACUGGGGUGUUACUAGAGCCAUUCUUAAGAAGUUAGAAACCGAGUACCCUCCUUAGUAUUCUAAUGAAGAUUUUCAAGGAUUUCCAGGCCUUUGAUCCUCAUCUGCUUGGGAAAGUAUUGAUUUUUGGAGAAAUGGCUGAAACCAAAACUGUUCACCUCCUGAAUUGGCACAUUUGAGAUCUGAUUGCCCUAUGGAGAAUUGUUCUUCCUUUGUACAAUGAAUGAAUGGUUGAGUCCCUGUUUAUGAUACCAAGUUUUGGUUUGAUUUA
Molecule: messenger RNA, 1412 nt
Organism: Cucurbita moschata (crookneck pumpkin)
Lineage: Eukaryota; Viridiplantae; Streptophyta; Magnoliopsida; Cucurbitales; Cucurbitaceae
Exons: 6
Coding region: 201-1199 (332 amino acids)
Biological process (GO): regulation of DNA repair
Source: RefSeq, a predicted model, not a curated record